AAGCAGCAGCAGCAGCAGUGGCAGCAGCAGUGGUAGUGGCAGUGGCAGCGGCAGCAAACAGAAAACGCAGCGAACGUCGGCGCUUGUUGCAACAACUCGGUCGCGCUCGCUAAGGCGAUGGUGGUUGCAACAGUGGCAACUCGUCUCGUCCAGUUUCAGUCUCAUCCCAACGCUCGUGGCGGCAACAACAACGCUCAGCUCAGUUUAGUUCAGUUCAGUUUCGGUGCGCGUCGCGUUACGUGUUUUCGCGUGAGUGUGUGAAAGAUACAGAUACUGAUACUGCGUAAAAGUAUCUCAAAGCUGGCCACAACAAAAUGCGGCACCUGUGCACUGGUCGGCGCCAGCCAAGCAAGGCAAAUUCGAAUAUCCGAUAAAUAAACGCAAAGUGUGUCCCCGCCUAAGGCUGUCGGCAUGUAACUAAGGCAGCCGCAAUACAAAAGUAUCUCAGCCGAGAGUGCUAAACAUAUCAAAACAACCCACAAGAUACACGAGCUACGUGCAACAGUGCAAAAAAAAUAAAAUAAAAUUUAUUGCAACAGCUUCGACUGCAUUUAGUUUGCAUUUAAAAAAAUUGUGUUAAGAAUUUUGUGUGCAUGUGUCUGUGCCCCAAAUACGCUUCAAUGCAUUUGUGUAACGCUUUUUAACUAUUCAAAAUAUUAUAUGAAUAUAUACAUAACUAUAUAUAUAACCCAUAUACAAUGCUGCACAUAUGCAAAGGAUACAAUCUAUACAAUAUAAUUGAAAACAUUUGAUGCGACAAAUAUUUUCAAAUUAGAUCUCACUGCCAGGCCAAUUUCAAUCAGUAAAAAAGUUCUCACCAAAAAAUGACGCGCAGCUUAUCAACAACAAACAAAGCGAAUACAAUAAAAACAACAACAAUAACAGAUUCUAGCUACAAAAUGUUCUCCCGCCAGUGCCUUUCCAGCUCCCCACGCUCUAGCUAUCCCCGCUCAUCGUCAUCUACACCAAAUCACAGUCGAGUCCGGCAUUUGGCCAGUCCGACAAGUAACUGGAAUGGCAACUGGAACCUUAGCCUCUUGGCAUUGAUCAUUGCCAGCGGCUGUUUAAUGCUCAAUACGCCAACAAUUGCGGCUUUCGAUAUUGCUACGUGCAAUGUGCCUUUGGGCAUGGAAUCCGGCACAAUUACAGAUGCUCAAAUCACAGCUAGCUCAGCCCAUGACACGGGAUUCGUUGGGCCACAACACGCAAGACUGAAAACCGAUAAUAAUGGCGGUGCCUGGUGCCCCAAGCAUAUGGUAUCGAAUGCGCUCAAGGAAUAUCUGCAGGUGGACUUGCUGCAGACGCAUGUGAUAACCGCCAUACGGACACAGGGUCGCUACGGCAAGGGUCAGGGUCAGGAGUACACCGAGGCCUAUGUGCUCGAAUACUGGCGACCGGGCUUUGACAAAUGGCAGCGCUGGAAGAACACCCAGGGCAAAGAGAUUCUGCCCGGCAACAUCAACACUUACAGCGAGGUGGAGAACGCACUGCAGCCGAUUAUCUUUGCCUCAAAGAUACGCAUAUAUCCGUAUGGUCAAUACGAUCGCACCGUUUGCCUGCGCGCCGAGAUCGUCGGCUGCCCCUGGGAAGAGGGCAUUGUUUCGUAUAGCAUACCGAAGGGCGUGCAGCGGGGCAUGGAGGUGGAUUUGUCGGACAAGACCUACGAUGGCAAUGAGCAGGGCGAUCGCUAUGUGGAUGGCUUGGGUCAAUUGGUGGACGGACAAAAAGGCAAGGAUAAUUUCCGCACGGAUAUACACGGCUUUGGCAAAGGCUACGAAUGGAUUGGCUGGAGAAAUGAUACGCCCGGCCUGUUGGGCAAACCCGUUGAAAUUGUUUUUGAAUUCGAUACGGUGCGCAAUUUCAGUGCCAUCGUUUUGCAUACAAACAAUAUGUAUACCAAGGAUGUGCAGGUUUUUGUCCAUGCUAAGGUCUUCUUUAGCAUUGGUGGACGCUACUUUUCCGGCGAGCCCGUACAGUUCUCGUAUAUGCCCGAUACCAUAAUGGAUCAUGCCCGAGAUGUUACAAUAAAGCUGCAUCAUCGUGUGGGCAAAUAUCUGAAAAUCAAUUUGUACUUUGCUGUCAAAUGGAUUAUGCUAUCCGAGAUCAGUUUUAUAUCCGUGCCCGCGAUGGGAAAUUUCACAGACGAGCAGGAGCAGCGAAAUAAUGCGGCUGGCAUUGCACAGGAUACACGCGAAUAUCCUUUGCAGAGCAACGACUAUCAGCACAAUCAUAACAAAAACAAACUGAAUGGCGGCGUCUCUGGAGGCGCCAGCAACGGUGGCGCCACCGAUGCCAACGGCAACAACAACAGCUACAACAACGGGCCGCAGUUAAUUGCGCCACGCCCCAUUGAUCAGGAGCCGAACGAGGCAAACUUCAUUGGUGUUGUCAUUGUUGUUCUAACCACGAUAAUUAUCCUGCUGGUUGCCAUCAUUCUGUUCAUCGUGUCACGCACGAAGCGCGCCCGUGGCAGCAACGUACUCGAUGCAUUCCAAUACAGCUUCAAUCCAAACACUCUGGGCGGCAAUGUCGACAAGCAUCGUCCCAAUGGCAAUAGCAUUAAGGCCAGCGUCGACGACAGCGACUCCAUUGGCAAGAACAGCCUUUACCACGAGCCCUUCAAUGUGAACAUGUACACGAGCGGCGUGAACGGCUACGCAGCGGUUAAUGAUUUACAAUGUAAUAUGACGCCAGACUAUACAGAUGUGCCCGAAGGUGGCUAUGCGGUUCCCCAUAUGCAGGACUACAUGCCGGCUUCGAAAAUGGCCAACGCCGGCGGCGGUUAUGUGAAUGUGCGACGAACGCCGCCGCCACCGCUGAGCAGCAUAUUCCCCAGGCCGCCCACUGUGCCGCCGCCGCCCAUGGAGAAAUACUACGCGACCACGGCCAUAUUUAAGCCCAUCAAGGGAGGCUCGGCGAGCGGCGGCGGCGGCAGCAGCAACACCAACACGGUAAGCAGCGGCGGCGGCAAGAGCAGCCACAGCAACCAGGACCAGCUGAAUGGCAUUUACGAUGACGGCAUGGGCACCAUGAACUCCCAGUCCACGGCACCCAUGAUCAAUCCGUAUAGCAGUGGCAAUAGCGCUGCUGCCGCUGCCGCAGCCGCUGAAUUUCAGCGCGCCAGAACUUACAAUUUCCGCAGCUAUCCAGAUAAUCUCUAGUUCGAAGCCUCACUCAAGUUGGCAGCAGCAGCGGAGGCGACGGGCGCUGGCAGCGAUCUGGCCGCCAGCAAGCACAGCAACGCCUCCACUACAAUGCCUAAAAAGCCGCAGCAUCUGAGCCUCAGCAGCGCCAAUGGCAGCGGCAACACCCUGACCGCCAAGCCCAAAUACAGCCUCACGCUGCACAACAACAGGUACGCCACGGGCAACGGCAAGAAUCCCACAUCGAUGCGCGACAAUCAUCAACAGCAACAGCAGAGGCAGCACCUCAAGGCGCUGCGCCUGACACGAGACGUGGUCAAUACAGAUGUGAAUAGCUGCGCGCCGGACUACAAGCGACCGGUGCUAACAGGUCUCUCACCCGCCGACGAUGUGGGCGUUCAUCUGAGCAGAAGUGCGGCGGCUCUUAAGUUUGCCGCUGGACAAACUACUGCUGCUGCUGCUGUCAACAACAGUGAAGCUUCGACUAACCAAACGACAACAAAUGCAACUAAAUUAACUGGUACUACUAUUGGAAAUGGAAAUGGAACUGGAAACGCAACGGCAACCGCAAAUCCGUUGGCGAAUGGUGUUAUGAGAACACAAAACAACAGGCUGUGGUAUCAUUGAUGAAAACCCCAUAUUAAAUGGAUUUGAGCUCUGGAACUCUACACGGACAUGCAACUAGAAAAUACAAAACGAAAUACAAGUGUUAAGUACUCGUAAACGUACCGUAAAUUGUGUUAGAACCCGCCCCUCCCUUAUAUGGAGAGCACAACGCGUCGAACAAUUAAACCCACUGAGCAAACGGAAAAGAUAAAUUAGCAAAAGUCGAAAAUCUAAGCAACAAUGUAGCGUCGAAUAUAUGCCAACGAAAUGAUAAUGAUACAACUUAUAGAAUACAAUCUGUAAAUAUAUAUAUGUAUACCUAGUAUAUAUCACCAUGCGAAAAGGUAGUUAAAAAUCCAUAUGAUAGUAAAGCGAGCUGAAUUUUUAAUGAAAAGGAUAACAAAACAAAGUAAAAAUAAUAAAAAUGGGCACUAGUUUCUCAUAGAUCAAAUGCAAUCGAGCAGAACAUUAAUGAAAUAUAAAAACAAAAAACGAAUUUAAGGUCUAGCAUUUAGCAACACUUAUUGUUUAUAAAACGAAACGAAAUGAAACGAAGUAAAUAUAACGAUAUAAAAAGAUGGAAGUAACUAGCAUAUAAUAAUAGAGUUCAACUGAUUUUUAGUACCUUUCCGAAAGUAAACAAGAACAACAAAAAAAAAACGAUAAUUGCAAAACUAACUGUAAAUGCCUGUACAACCCUAGCCCUAAACUAUAUUACCCAGCCCCACAAUGUUUAAGCCCCACUGUAAAUUUCUGUGUAUAAAUUUAGAGAGAGGUAUCCGUGAGAUACAUAGAUUGUUUGCUUACCGAGCAGAUGGAAAUGCCGCGUCAAAAAAAUUAUGUAGAGACGUUGAUGAUGAUAAAAUUGUAACGGAAUUUAACGGACCAAGAGAGCGUGCAGAGCGUCGUCGCCUAAAACCAAUUAAAAUGAAGUUUUCAUCAAUGAUUUGUGAUUAAAUAUAUAUUCAACUACUUAACUUAUAACAAACGAGAAUAUUCAGUUCUUAAUGCUAAUUAUAAUUUAUGCAAACGUUUUACCCGACAACAAAUGACUCUGACUAUAAAAAAUACUAUGAAAAAACAUAUAUAUAUACAUACAUAUAUAUAAAUAAAUAAACUAUAUACGAGUAUAAUUAAUGUAUUGUAUAAUUAAUAAAUAAUCAUGUAUAUGUUCCUUUUUAGUUUAAUGCGCAUACAAAUUAUCACAAUACACAAGUACUAAAAGUUAAAGUCGUAGUAGCUUCGUAGUAGUUAAAAAAUAAUUCAGCAAGUAAUAAAAACAAAAAGGAAAAAACACAAGUGUAAACACCGCAUUUUAUAAAUUAUCAACUAAGUAAGCGCGUUAAAAUAAUAUUAAAAAAAAAAAAUAAUAACAUCCACACGCACACAGACACAAACACUUAACACACAACGUGCAGUAAAAAAGUAGUUUAAAUAGUAGCAAAAAAAUAAAGAAAAAAAAAUAAACAACCACACAGAGACAUACACAAAAAAGUAUUUAAAAUGAUUGUGCAA
This is a messenger RNA of Drosophila montana, 5264 nucleotides long. It is a transcript of the gene smal, whose product is annotated as smoke alarm. The record is from RefSeq and is a predicted model, not a curated record. The transcript is spliced from 13 exons. Lineage: Eukaryota; Metazoa; Arthropoda; Insecta; Diptera; Drosophilidae.